GUAUCAUGGAACAGCUGCCCUAUCUCAAGGAGAUUGGCAUCACAGCCACCUGGCUUUCACCCAUUUUCAAAUCUCCCAUGGCCGACUUUGGUUAUGAUAUUGCGAACUUCUUCGAAAUCGAUCCAUUGUUUGGAACCAUGGAGGAUUUUGAAAAUCUCAUGAAGGAGGCCAAUCGCCUGGGCAUUAAAAUCAUUUUGGAUUUUGUACCCAAUCACACGAGCGAUGAAUGUGAAUGGUUUCAGAAAUCGGUGAAGCGGGAUCCCUAUUACAAAGAUUUUUAUGUGUGGCACCCAGGGAAAAUCAUAAAUGGCACACGUCAGCCACCCUCCAAUUGGGUCAGUGUUUUCAGGGGCUCCGCCUGGGAAUGGAAUGAGCAAAGACAGGAAUAUUAUCUGCAUCAAUUUGUCAAGAAGCAACCGGAUCUGAAUUAUCGCAAUCCUCUUGUAAGGUCAACAAUGAAAUUGGUGCUGGAAUAUUGGCUGGCUAAGGGUGUGGCGGGCUUUCGUGUUGAUGCUGUACCACACACCAUUGAAAAGGCCCCUGAUGCAGCGGGUAAUUGGCCGGAUGAACCGCGGAAUCCCUAUGUCAAUGAUCCCGAUGAUUAUGGUUAUUUGCAGCAUAUCUACACAGUUAAUCAACCGGAGACAAUUGAUUUGGUUUAUGAAUUCCGCAAGGUAUUGGAUGAUUUUCGGGCAGAGCAUGGCGGAGAUGAACGCAUUUUGAUGACUGAAAGUUAUUCACCUUUGCCCAUUGUAAUGCAAUAUUAUGGUAAUGCCACCACGGAGGGGGCUCAGAUACCAUUUAAUUUUUUGAUAAUUGAAGAGCUGGGUAAUAAUUCGAAUGCCUUUAAUUAUGCGGAUACCAUUAAUAAGUGGUUGGGAAAUAUGCCCGCGGGAAGGACAGCCAAUUGGGUGCUUGGCAACCAUGACAAAAGUCGCAUUGGUUCCCGCUUGGGCGCCGAUCGCAUCGACAUGAUGAACAUGUUGACCUUUACCCUGCCCGGUUGCAGUGUCACCUAUAACGGCGAGGAGAUUGGUAUGACCGAUGUUUGGAUAUCAUGGAAUGAUACUGUAGAUCCAUCAGCCUGUAAUUCAAAUCCCGAUAUUUAUGAGUCCCUCUCCCGUGAUCCCGAGCGUACACCCUUCCAAUGGAAUGAUGGUCAUAUGGCAGGAUUUUCAAAGGCCAACAAGACCUGGUUGCCGAUAUCGCCACUCUACAAGGAAAUCAAUGUGGAAAAGGAACGUGCGGACCCACUCAGUCAUUUGAAUAUUUUCAAGGCCUUGCAGGAGUUGCGUAAGGAGCCGACAAUGAAAUAUGGUCAGACAGAGGUGAAGGCUUUGAAACAAAAUGUUUUGGGAGUUAAGAGAUUCCUUUUGAAGGACUACACCUUUGUCACCCUCUUGAAUAUUUUCAAUGAGGUUGAAAGCUUUAAUUUACAGCAGGCCUUCUUAAAUAUUCCCGAUGAAAUGGUAUAUCACAUUGUAACCAAGAAAUCCAAGGCCAAGAAGGGUGACCGAGUCAAAACCUCCUCCAUAACUUUGCAACCCAAGGAGGCGGUAAUUUUGAAAUCCACCAGCAAAUUGACCACCACAGCCGGUUAUUACCUCUACUAUACCCAUGAAGAAGAACAAGAACCUCAACAUUAA
This is a messenger RNA of Musca vetustissima, 1646 nucleotides long. Its product is annotated as maltase A3-like. Lineage: Eukaryota; Metazoa; Arthropoda; Insecta; Diptera; Muscidae. The record is from RefSeq and is a predicted model, not a curated record. Gene Ontology annotation, biological process: carbohydrate metabolic process. The transcript is spliced from 4 exons. Bases 6 to 1646 code for a protein of 546 amino acids.